CUCUGUCACCUCUUCAGAACAAAGCUGUUACAGUCUGAGCCAGUGUGCUGCUGCAGUGUUAGUGACACCGAUGGCACUCUUGUUGUUUGCGUUCCUCCUGUCGGGUGCAUGUUUUGCUUUCCCACCAACACGUUACUCAGCACAGCAUGCUUUGUUGAAGAGGCCUCCACUUGCACAGGAGCAGCAGAAGACUCUGGCUCAGGAACCGGAGCAGGUGAACACUGUCAGAGUGACCUGCCUCCCAGACUCACUGGAGAUCGUGAUCAAGGCCGACCUGUUUGGAAUUGGAGCUCCUGUGGACGGUGACGAGCUUCGCCUGGGAGCAGAGUUUAAUGACUUCUGCAGAGCUACAGCAGUGUCUUCAGGCGACGAGUACACCAUUGUUGUUGGGUUAAUGGACUGCGGCACCAAGCACUGGAUGACCGAAGACUCUCUGGUCUACACAAACCUCCUCAUCUACUCUCCUGCAGCCUCUCCUGAUGGCCUGAUCCGGAUGGACCAGGCUGUCAUUCCGAUUGAGUGUCAUUAUGAAAGGAAGUACAGUUUGUCCAGUUCUUCACUUACACCAACCUGGUUCCCGUUCAUGUCGACUCAAGCUUCAUUGGAAACCUUGACGUUUGACUUAAGAAUUAUGACAAGUGACUGGUUAUAUAAAAGGGGUUCGAAUGUGUUUUUCCUUGGCGAUGCCAUCAACAUUGAGGCCUCGGUCAGGGUUGGUUAUCACAUGGGGCUCCGUGUGUUUGUGAGCAGCUGUGUGGCCACACUCGACCCGGACUUGUACUCUGUUCCCAGAUACGUCUUUGUUGAGCAUGGGUGCUUGGUUGACUCCCAGCUUCAAGGUUCACGGUCCAGCUUCUUGCCCAGGACACACGACGACAAGCUCCACAUGGUCAUCGACGCCUUUAGGUUUCAUAAUGAGGAGAGGGGACAGCUCUACAUCACCUGUCAGCUGAAUGCUGUACCCCUGAAUGACGCAGAGGCCCCAAACAAGGCCUGCACUUCUAUAAAUGGAAGGUGGCGCUCGGCUGACGGUAAUGACUUCCUGUGUGGACAAUGUCAGAAGCCGAAUGAAGCUGGACAAACUCCCAGUAAACCCAGCAGCCAUGCCAAGUUUGGACCUCGUGGGUUUGCAAAACAAGAUCAUCAAGAAUCAUGGAAAAGUGGACUGAAGACUACAAAAUUGUGGCAACAAGAGGCGAGUGUGGGCCCAGUGCUGGUACUGCCAGCUAAACAGGAUGUGCCUCUACCUGUGGAAGUGCUUCCUCUUAAAAUGGGCAGACCAAUCUAUGGCAGCCAGUGGAGGAGUGGGAUGAAUAAUAAAUUUGGUUUAAAGAAAGUACUGCUUCCAGCUCAAGCUACAUUUGACCAGGUCUUGGAGAAGGAUGACAAAAGUGAAACAGCUCUCACAGAUGUAGAAAAUGAAGUGUCUGCAGAAAACAAGUCUCCUGAGGUUGCACCGGAAUCAAACGAUUACACCACAGCAGCUCCCAGUGACGCCAACACUCCAGAUAAACUGGCUUUGACUUCACCUUCAAACACAACUGCUGUGCAAACUAACCUUUCAGAAUCCAAUGACCCAAAAAGAUAAUAAACCAUUUAAACACUAA
Molecule: messenger RNA, 1607 nt
Organism: Solea senegalensis (Senegalese sole)
Lineage: Eukaryota; Metazoa; Chordata; Actinopteri; Pleuronectiformes; Soleidae
Product: zona pellucida sperm-binding protein 3-like
Exons: 10
Coding region: 71-1588 (505 amino acids)
Biological process (GO): binding of sperm to zona pellucida; positive regulation of acrosome reaction; egg coat formation
Cellular component (GO): extracellular matrix
Molecular function (GO): acrosin binding
Source: RefSeq, a predicted model, not a curated record